UUUUGGGAGUAAGUUUUUUUCUGUAAGAUUUUUUGUUUUGGUUUAGGAGGGUGUGGGUUGGAGUGUAUAAGUCCCAUAAAAUUUUAUUUGAUUGAUUUAAGUACCUGUUGAAAACUAUUUUUAAUUAAUCAAUAACAAGAAGAUUGCCAUAGGUCCCAUGAAAUGCGGAACUGUCCAUACCUGGAAACGUCUUCAAGAUCCUAACGGAAACUUUAAAGCUUUUGGAUUCUGUGAAUUUGUUCACCCUGAUGGUACCAGAAGAGCUUUAAGAGUGCUUAAAGAUUAUCCUCUUGGCGAGAAACGUUUGAACGUUAAAGUUGACGACGCUACAGAAAAAUAUUUGAAAGAAUUUGCUGAAAAUCAAACACGUUUGCUUGGUAUGGACUCGGGUACGCCAAAAUCAAUAAAUCCUGAAGAAGACGAUAAACAGCUUAGAGCAGCAAUUAAAGCAAUCAUAGAGAAAAAAGCUCCAGGAAUUCUUGAAGUUAUGCCGGAAGAUGAUGCAAUAGGUUAG
Meloidogyne enterolobii is the source of this 514-nucleotide messenger RNA. Lineage: Eukaryota; Metazoa; Nematoda; Chromadorea; Rhabditida; Meloidogynidae. The record is from the annotation of a GenBank genome assembly.